Messenger RNA from Aspergillus candidus, 2180 nucleotides. RefSeq names its product YdiU domain protein. NCBI's taxonomy places the organism in Eukaryota, Fungi, Ascomycota, Eurotiomycetes, Eurotiales, Aspergillaceae. The transcript is spliced from 6 exons. The coding region runs from base 170 to 2089 and encodes 639 amino acids. The record is from RefSeq and is a predicted model, not a curated record.
CCCAACACACUGUUAUAUAUAGGAUUUGGAGCCUCAACGAACGAACUCUGAUAAAAUCUCCAUACUAUACAUACUAUAUGGCCCUUUCCUUCGUACGUCUGUCUUGCUGAAACUUUCAUUAUUCGAUAGAUAAUCACGUCAUUGUCUUCACUUCCGGCACGGUUAUUAUAUGUCUUUGCGCAAUACACUGUAUCAGACACGGGCCAUCCAGACUCGACUGGGGCAAAUGGCUCAGCACUUCUCAACGACAAGGGGUGUCCCAGGGCUUUCGUUGGCCGAGAUCCCCAAAUCCAAUGUCUUCACGUCUAAGCUACCCGCAGACCCGGCUUUCGAGACCCCCGAGGCCUCUCAUCAAGCGCCGAGGCAAACCCUGGGGCCUCGUGCUGUCAGGGGUGCCCUGUAUACAUAUGUCCGCCCCGAACCCGCCGAGGGGCCGGAGCUCCUAGGAAUUAGUCCCAGGGCGAUGCGGGAUAUCGGUUUAAGGCCGGGGGAAGAAUCCACGGAGCAGUUCAAAGCAUUGGUCUCUGGGAACCAGAUCUGGUGGAAUGAGACGGAUGGGGGAAUUUACCCCUGGGCACAGUGCUACGGAGGUUGGCAAUUCGGCUCAUGGGCAGGCCAACUUGGGGACGGACGCGCAAUCAGCCUUUUCGAGACCACCAACCCAGCAACGGGCGUUCGGUAUGAACUGCAAAUCAAAGGUGCUGGGAGGACGCCCUAUUCGCGUUUCGCGGAUGGGAAGGCGGUCCUUCGUUCUAGCAUUCGUGAAUAUGUCGUGUCAGAAGCCCUCAAUGCAUUAGGUAUCCCGACAACCAGAGCGUUGUCACUUACUCUGCUUCCUCAGUCGAAGGUUCUGCGCGAACGCAUAGAGCCCGGGGCCAUUGUCGCGAGGUUCGCGGAGACCUGGUUGCGAGUUGGAAGUUUCGAUCUUCCUCGAGCCCGGGGCGAUAGGGAGCUCAUCAGAAAGCUAGCAACCUACGCUGCCGAAGACGUUUUGCACGGAUGGGAAUCCCUGCCAUCAGCGGUGCCACUAGGAAAAGAUGAGCCCCCCGCUUCUGUCGACAGUCCGGCGACAGGAAUUCCAUGGGACCAGGUACAGGAAUUCGAAGGCGUCGCAGAAAAUCGAUUUGCGCGAUUAUAUCGCGAUAUUGUCCGGCGCAACGCGAGGACCGUUGCUGGCUGGCAAGCAUACGGCUUCAUGAACGGCGUUUUGAAUACUGACAACACCUCGAUCUACGGGCUUUCGCUUGACUAUGGCCCCUUCGCUUUUAUGGACAACUUUGACCCUCAGUACACGCCGAACCACGACGAUCAUCUUCUAAGAUACGCAUACAAGAAUCAGCCUUCCGUGAUUUGGUGGAACCUGGUCAGGCUCGGAGAGUCUCUUGGUGAAUUGAUCGGGGCGGGACCUGACGUCGACCAGGAGUGGUUUGUGAAAGAAGGAUUAACAGAGGAGACCGCGCCCAACGCCAUCAAACGCGCCGAAGAAAUCAUCGACCGAACCGGAAACGAGUACCGACAAGUAUUCCUGAACGAAUACAAACGUCUGAUGGGCCGAAGACUGGGACUGAAAACCCAAAAAGAGUCCGACUUCCAGAACCUGUUUUCCGAGAUGCUGGAUACCUUGGAGGCCUUGGAGCUCGACUUCAACCAUUUCUUCCGCCGGCUUUCCGGCCUCUCACUUGCCGACCUCGAGACUGAGGCGCAGCGGAAGGAGGUAGCCCCGAUAUUCUUCCACACGGAAGGAUUCGGUGGAAUCGGCUACACGGAAGACACAGCGAGAGAGCGCAUUUCCAACUGGCUCGAGAGCUGGCGACUCCGGGUUUUGGAAGACUGGGGACCCAACAGCGACGAGGCGCGACAGGCGGCCAUGAAAUCAGUCAAUCCUAAUUUCCUACCGCGUGGUUGGAUCCUGGACGAGAUCAUUGAUCGUGUGGAGAAGAAGGGAGAUAGGGAAAUCCUUGGACGUGUGAUGCAGAUGGCUCUUAACCCCUUCAACGAUGAAUGGGGUAUGAACCAGGCCGAAGAAACGCGCCUCUGUGGCGAUGUCCCGAGAUACCAGAGGGCUAUGAUGUGCAGUUGCAGCUCUUGAGGUUAGUGUUAGUAUAGCUGGUUGGUCAUGGAGGUUGAAUACUUUGUGGAUAUUCUCGUAAUCCCAAUGGAAUGGAGUCCUGCAUCUUUAA